Molecule: messenger RNA, 1068 nt
Organism: Botrytis fragariae
Lineage: Eukaryota; Fungi; Ascomycota; Leotiomycetes; Helotiales; Sclerotiniaceae
Product: putative heterokaryon incompatibility protein
Exons: 4
Coding region: 1-1068 (355 amino acids)
Source: RefSeq, a predicted model, not a curated record
AUGUCUUAUCUCACAAGUAAAGAUAAAGGAUUAGACCAGAGUACUACUUGGAGUGACUGGAUUUGGGUUGAAGAACAGGGCUACUGGUAUUGUCAUCGAACGAAUGCCGAAGGAGAGGAGGAGUACGAAUAUCGCUAUCCUGACAAACUUGAGAACCCAGUAUCUACGCCUAGAACACCGCAAUUAUCUGAUGCCUAUUUGACAUUCCAGAAUUCCGCACACCAAUCGAGCAUAGACGAAGCCUCGUCAUCAAUCGACGCCACGACGCGUGCAUUUGGAGAUGUGUCGUUGGAAAUGCCUCGCUCUGUGCCUGAAGGAACAACAGAAGCAUUUGAUCCUCAGGUAAACGAGGUAAUCGCAAAUGUAAAGUAUAUCUUCAAAUCCCCGAACUCCGGCGAUACUGAAACCCUGGAUUCUAGAUAUCAGAUCUACGCUGGACUUCAACAAAAUGAAUUCUGGAAGGUGGGCCGCGUGUUCAUGGUGCUAUGGACCGAGCCAGCCGCAGACUUAAAAGUUCCUGAAGCCGGAGGGACACGCGAUGGAUCCCACUUCAGCACUACGUAUCUUGGACAACAAGCGUAUAGUGAGAUCCGGAGAUUUGUAGUGAUGCUAAAAGGUCAUGGGAAUUCUAUUUGCUGUCCUAUACACACAUAUUCAAAUCAAGCGACUCUCAAGCCCAACCUUCCAGCUCCUCUACAACAUACAAUUAUACAUACCACACCGGAGGCUCCAAGGGAACACUGCUACGAAGCCAGUAACGGCCAAUGGGUAUACGAAAAUCUAAUCUUGGAUGCUAUACAGGUCAAUAGCGAACGAACAGACGCCCUGGGUGUGUUAAAUCCACUCAGUCGGUUGAAUUACAGUAAGGUAUAUACUGUAGAGCAUUAUGUCCGUGUAUUAAACAUUGGGAUGGUGGCCAGCAAUUCGAUUGCCACCCUUCUCGAACAAUCGGGUUGGUCUCAACAUGCCAAUUCGACACAGCGCCCUCGUUCAGGGCUUCCACCCAGGAAGACAUCUGGUCAAUCUUCCAGCCACCACAAGAGUCGCCAGUCUCGUAGGCAUAAGUAG